Molecule: messenger RNA, 1404 nt
Organism: Phoenix dactylifera (date palm)
Lineage: Eukaryota; Viridiplantae; Streptophyta; Magnoliopsida; Arecales; Arecaceae
Gene: DGAT2
Product: diacylglycerol acyltransferase family
Biological process (GO): triglyceride biosynthetic process
Cellular component (GO): endoplasmic reticulum membrane
Molecular function (GO): diacylglycerol O-acyltransferase activity
Source: RefSeq, a predicted model, not a curated record
CGAUAUAUACUCCGCAGCCCAUCGAGGCACCCGAAGAACUCUUUCUGGGCUCAAGUGGCGUCUUCUCCAAUGGACCAAGCUUACGGAGACCGUCAACCCGCCGUCAUCAACGACUCCGCCGCGGCUGCCGCCGGGGAGGCGGCGGUGUAUCGGGGGACGGAAUAUUCCGUCAUCCGCACCACCGUCGCCCUCGCCCUCUGGCUCGGCCUCAUCCACUUCAACGUCGCCGUCGUCCUGACGGCGCUCCUCCUCCUCCCCGCCCGCCUCGCCGCCGCGGUCUUGGGGCUUCUGCUGGUUUUUAUGGCGAUUCCUCUCAAUGAAAAGAGCAAAUGGGGUCGGAAGUUAUCAAAGUGGAUUUGCAAGUACGCAGUUGGGUACUUUCCUGUGAACCUUCAUGUGGAGGAUAUAAAGGUCUUUGAUCCUAACCAAGCUUAUGUGUUUGCUUUUGAGCCACAUUCCGUGUUACCGAUUGGCGUUGUUGCUCUCGCUGACCACACGGGUUUCAUGCCUCUACCUAAGGUCAAGGUCCUCGCAAGCAGCGCGGUGUUCUAUACACCAUUUCUGAGGCACUUGUGGACAUGGAUGGGGCUGGUCUCUGCAUCAAGAAAAAACUUCUAUGCGUACUUGGAAGCUGGAUAUAGUUGCAUUGUAGUCCCGGGUGGUGUGCAGGAGAUGCUUCACAUGGACCAUGAUUCGGAGGUUGCUUUCGUUAAAGCAAGAAAGGGAUUUGUACGGAUAGCCAUGGAGACUGGCCGACCCAUAGUUCCUGUUUUCUGCUUUGGUCAGAGUUAUAUUUACAAGUGGUGGAAGCCCAGUGGAAAAUUAUUUGUCCAGUUUGCUAGAGCAAUCAAGUUUACUCCAAUAGUCUUCUGGGGAAGAUUCGGAUCACCUAUACCAUUUCGGCAUCCAAUGCAUGUAGUGGUGGGAAAACCCAUUGAGCUCAAGAGGAAUCCUAAGCCGACCAUUGAAGAGAUAAAUGAAGUUCAUGCGCUGUUUGUUGUGGCCCUCCAAGAGCUCUUUGAGAAGCACAAAAUCAGAGCUGGCUAUCCUGAUCUUCGCUUGAGGGUUCUAUAAAUAUUGAGACGUAGCUUUGUAUCUUUACCUCCUGGUCCUGAGCUCCAACAGUUCAGUCCUCCAGAGAAGCAAUGAAACAGCCAAGAAGACCCUGUCUUGAGUUUGCACAUUCUCGUCAAAUCACUGGCAGUCACGGUGGUGCAAUGAUCUAUUCUGAUAGUUCCUGUUAGAAAAUCAGGAUCAGUAAUUGUGCUAAUUGGUGUAUUAUAGGGGAAGAGGAAGCACACUUUUUUUCUUUUUCUGAAUGGAACUUGGAUGAACACCUGUACUUGUUGAAAUUUUCAAUAUUGUUGGGGUUAUAAAUUUCAGCGAAGCAUGCACUUGAUGCUC